AUGGUUACGGGAAAGAUUUUGGAGAAGCUGGGGAUCUGCAGUGAUUUAACCCUACUGCGGCUAGCACUCAAUGGGAUACCUCCAUGGAGAGAUUCCAAACUGCUUAUCAAAGAUCUCACAGUAGACGGGGUACCCUUGAGGAUUUAUCAGCCCAAAAAUACACCUACUGGCAAAAGAAGAGGAAUUCUCUAUUUUCAUGGAGGCGCUGGCACAUUUGGGAGCAUUAGAGCCUUUGAAAGAGUAUGCCGCUAUAUGGCCAAAAAAUGCAACUCAGUGGUUGUGUCUGUUGGGUACCGUCUCGCUCCUGAACAUCCUUACCCAGGGCAAUAUUUUGACUGUCUCAAUGCCACCUUAUACUUCAUGAGGAAUUUAGAAGAGUAUCACGUGGAUCCUGGUCUCAUCAUCAUUAGUGGUGACAGCUGUGGAGCUAAUUUUGCUACAGUUAUUUGUCAAAUACUGCUGAAUGAUAGAGAUCUGCCAAAAGUACGUGCUCAGGUCCUGCUUUACCCAGGACUCCAGGGGCUGGAUUUCCACUUGCCCUCCUACCAGCAGAACGCUUUUGUCCCCAUGUUGUCCCAGAAGAUGAUCAUCUACUUCUGCUUUCGUUACCUUAACAGAGAACCCACAGUUUGGAAAGAUGUUCUACAAAACUGCCAUGUUCCUGAUAGCAUGAGACAGCAGUAUAAAAAAUGGGUAAGUGCUGACCUUAUUCCUGAUGAAUUUAAGGUUAGAGGCUAUGUCCCACCAAAACCUGCAGUAUAUAAACCUGAAGUUCAUGAAGCUGUCAAAGAAAUUUUAGCAGCAACAUUUUCCCCACUAUUAGCUGAAGAUUCCAUUAUUUGCCAGCUCCCUGAGUCCUACAUUGCGACCUGUGAGUUUGAUGUGUUGAGGGAUGAUGGUCUGUUAUACAAGAAGAGACUGGAGGAAAAUGGUGUUCAAGUGACCUGGUAUCAUUGCAAGAAUGGCUUCCAUGGAAUUUUAGCCUUUUUUGGCUAUGGGAUUUUUUCCUUUUUAUCUGCAAAUAAGAUAAUGGACAGUCUUGUGAAUUACAUAAACAGUUUAUAG
Molecule: messenger RNA, 1065 nt
Organism: Lonchura striata (white-rumped munia)
Lineage: Eukaryota; Metazoa; Chordata; Aves; Passeriformes; Estrildidae
Product: arylacetamide deacetylase-like 4
Cellular component (GO): membrane
Molecular function (GO): carboxylic ester hydrolase activity
Source: RefSeq, a predicted model, not a curated record